UUCCCAACCUUGCAAAAUAGUGGAUGUAGCCACCUGACUCCAGACCACUUCUCCUUGUCUGUGCUGGGUCUGGUGCUUUAGCUGGAAAAUGCCAAAUACACCAUUUCAAUGGGAGCUAAACCUUGUAGCUGCAGGCAAAGUAGUCCACAGAGGCUUGGGGAGCUUGAACACAGCAGGAUUCAAUGCAUUAUGUAUGGAUCAAUGCUCUGGAAUUGCACAUCCAUGUAAGCUAUGCCUGUAGGAAAUCAGUAAUUUGAAACCUCCUUCUUCCCCACCUCUUGGACCUGACUUGCGUUAAAUAUUAACAAGCUUGUUUCAUCAAUUCCGUGGUUCACUUGGCUUCUUUUAACAACAGAUGUUAUUACAACAACUCCUCUGCCUGCCUCCCUGCUCCUGUCAGCACGGCCGAUGGUGAAACCCAAGAAUCUGCUGCUGUAACUCUGCCUGCCUGCAGAGCCUGGCUGCUGCCCCAGCCGGCCGUGUGGCCUCCCCCACCUCUCUCCCUGGGAUCACCGAUGCUGCCCACCUUUGGCGUCUGCGAGUAGCUUGUGCUGUGAGCCACUAGUUGCAGAGAGGCGUUGGUUAAAAGAGACAGCGAAAAGGAGUGAGGGAGCCCAGGGGAAGGCAAGUUGCUGUGGUGAAGCGGUGAGCAUGGCCAGCGACUCCAGCGCACUGCCCCGGGUGACUUUCCAGACGCCAGAGAAACCUGGUGAGGAAUCAUCACACAGGAAACUGGGCAAGUUAACCAUAAAGUACAACCGCAAAGACCUACAGCGCUGGCUAGACCUGGAGGAAUGGAUCAACACCCAGCUGCAGGAGCUGUACCAAUGCCGGCUAAGAGAGGAAACAGAGGCAGCAGCUCCUGAACCAGAAAUUGAUCUUGAAGAUCUCCUGGAGGUCCCUAAUGAAGAACAGAAAUUAAAACUACAGGAAAUCCUCCAUGAGUGCUCCAGCCCAACAGAGGACUUCAUUACGGAAUUGCUUAGUCGAUUGAGAGGUCUCCGGAGAAUCACCAAUCCUCAGAAGAAAUGACCUUGCCCACAUGAAACACCCAGCUUUGGUCACAAGGAAAUGUGUAUCCUCCCCACAAAACCCAGGA
Messenger RNA from Chroicocephalus ridibundus (black-headed gull), 1099 nucleotides. RefSeq names its product protein phosphatase 1 regulatory inhibitor subunit 14D (gene PPP1R14D). Lineage: Eukaryota; Metazoa; Chordata; Aves; Charadriiformes; Laridae. Bases 652 to 1032 code for a protein of 126 amino acids. Gene Ontology annotation, molecular function: protein serine/threonine phosphatase inhibitor activity. Gene Ontology annotation, cellular component: cytoplasm. Gene Ontology annotation, biological process: regulation of phosphorylation. The record is from RefSeq and is a predicted model, not a curated record. The transcript has 4 exons.